CCUCCCCUUUCCCAAACAAGCAGUCAGUCUGUCAAUGUGCUCCGAGCGUUAGGCGAGUCAAACGAGUGGGAUUUUGAACUAGUGAGACGGGGGACAUAUCGAAUGGAAACCAUUGAAAGCUAUCCAGAUUCCAAAUGACUCGCCACAUCAGACAGGCGAGUCUAUAACAUGCGAAGAUGAGUUUAAAUUCGAUUUAUUAUUCAAAGUUGUAUUCUGCUCUUGUUCGUCUGGUGAGGGCUGAAGUUGAAUAGGCUGGAGAUCUUCUAGCCUUCAGCUCUCUUUCUAGUCCAGUGUUUUGAUGUGAUAAAUUGAUUGCUGGAACUGUCAACACCACCUGAGUUCGUUUGUUUGAAUCGCCAGUCUCAUUUACAAAUCGUUUGGGAAAGGAUAUAGAUUUACUCACUGGAAAGAGAAGAGAAAGGACGCGCAGUGUGGAUCAAACCGUGCGAUGACAAAUCCACCGACCAGCGAGCAUCAACACGUCCUUCUGAUGGAGCUACUGUUCUAAAACCGGGGGGAAAAGACUCUUCUAUUUUUAAACACAGCAUUUGCGCUCAUGUCUCGAAUCUUUUGAAACGACAAUUUAUUUAUCGGAGUAAAAACUCAAAAGAAAAUAAGAAGUAGAAAGGAAUGGGAGAGAAACCGAAGAGAAUCGGCGCAGAGAACAAGGGGACAUUGUUUGGAAAACACAAUUAUAGGAAACACCAACACGCAACAGAAAAUAGCUCUCCUCGAGCGCCUAUCAAAUUCGGAUAGAGAUCGAUUCAACGGGAGUUAUUUUUUUGUGGAAGAAGGGGAGUGGCGCUCAAGCCAUUGAACACAGCUAGAGCAACUUUCUCUGCCGUAGUUGUCAAUUACUACAUUGUGUGCUUUAUUAUUCGUUUUAUAUCCAUGCGGUUGCCCAAGGCACGAUAUUUCCUCCUCACGCAUUGAGUGACUCACCUAUAGCUUACACGGCCAUAGCCUUUGUUUGAACAGCACCCCAUCUAUAUCCUCAUAGAAAAUAUACCAUUUAUUUUUAAAUGGGGUUCAAUCACAGGGGUUGUGGAGUUGCAAUGGCGUGUCGGAGAAGUGGGAGUAAACUGGGAUUUGUGCUGAUAUUCUUACUGGAUUUACUGGGAACGGCGGUGAGCAACAUGGAGCCUAUCUACUGGAAUUCAUUGAACAAAAGGUUUUUGGACGAUAAAGGCUACGUCCUCUACCCUCAGAUUGGGGAUCGUCUGGAUCUCAUCUGUCCGUCGUCGGACCCCCCCAGCCAGCGGGCCCCCGCCGAGUACGAGUUCUACAAGCUGUACCUGGUGUCGUCACGUGAGCAGGCGGACAGGUGUGAGGUGACGGGCGCGCCCAACCUGCUGCUCACCUGUGACAAGCCCAACAAUGACAUGAGGUUCACCAUCAAGUUCCAGGAGUACUCUCCUAACCUGUGGGGGCACGAGUUCAAGACCAACGCUGACUACUACAUCAUCGCCACGUCAGAUGGGACGCGCCAGGGCCUGGAGAGUAUGAGGGGAGGAGUGUGUGCCACGCAGGGCAUGAAGGUGAUCCUCAAAGUGGGACAGAACCCAUAUGGACUGCCCCCGAAACCUGCCAAACCAGACCAAAGUGCGGGCCGUACCAACACCAGAAAUGCAGGUGGUGCUGGUAACGCCACCCAUCCCAGAGUUCCUAGCGAUGGCGCCGGGGAUUCGGGAGGCGCGGGGGGCGAGAACGGACCCCUCCCCCCCUCCAACGUGGCCGUCAUCGCCGGCGCUGCAGGGGGCUCCGCCUUCCUCCUCCUGGUCACCGCGGUGAUCUGCGUGGUGUGUUACCGGCGGCGACACGCCAAGCACUCGGAGUCCCACCACCCGCCCCUGUCACUCUCCUCCCUCACCAGCCCCAAGAGGCAUGGCGGUGGGCACGGCGGCGGCCAUGGGGGCGGUAACAACAACGGCUCGGAACCCAGUGACAUCAUCAUCCCGCUGCGGGCUUCGGACUCGGCGUACUGCCCUCACUACGAGAAGGUGAGCGGGGACUACGGUCACCCCGUCUACAUCGUCCAGGAGAUGCCCCCCCAGAGUCCAGCAAACAUCUACUACAAAGUAUGAGGGCAGUUGCCAUGACAACCUACAGUACUACCAACUACCAUCUUACCCUGUCCUGUACAGUACAGUACCACCUACAGCCCACCUAUGUACAGUACAGUACCACCUACAGCCCACCUAUAGUACAGUACCAUGUAAAACCUACCUACAGUAAUCCAUCACUGACCUACCCUCCAAAACCACCAAGACCUUCAGUCCCUUAUACAGUAUCUGAACUUCCCUAUCCAACCCCAGUCCAGCCACAGGUGUGUGCAUCUAGCUGACCUAAGAGGCCAUCCGUACGCCCACCACUCUUCACUCGACUCACUAAGCUAAGUAUGGAGGGUUUAGUAUAUAGUCCCCACCGGCCCCUUAAAAGAGGACAGGACUGGCAAGAGACUCUGGGGCCCACUUUUCUUUUUUUUGUCUCACCAUGAAUCACCCCCCCCCCACCAGAGCUGAAGAGAAGAGUCCCCUCCCUGUACACCAUGAGGAUAAGUGUGUGAGAACAUGCACACCAGGCUAGUGUGAGAGAACACACACUAGUACCGCCACCACUUGGACUUCUGGGACUUUGACCCCUAGAAAACCCACUGACCAACCACAUCCUGAGAUCUCUGUAUUUCUCUAAUGCUCCUGUCCUGUAUCAGACCUAUCUGCCUCCUGAUUGGACCCUGAGGCUAACUGUGGCCCUUGAUGUUAUAACUCACAAAUAGGAUCCUAGUUUGUUUGUGUGUGUAUGGUUUCUCAUUGGACCAGGGGCCUCUGACUCUCUCACCCAAUCAGAAAGCUGAGCUGGGGUCACGUGAUCAACCGGUCAGACCAAUCGAGUCUUAGUGACAUUCAGAAUCUUGUAUAUUUUAAUAACGUGUGUGUGUGUGCGUGCGUGUGUGGGAGACUAGGAUAAUAAUUCUGACACUGCUGUUGCACAGAAGUGUGUGUGCAGUUAGUGUGCUUUAGUACAGUGUGUGUGUGUGUGUGUUAAUCUGUGUAUACGCUACAUGCGAGUGAAUGUGUGUGUUCGCGUGUCUUUAGACUUGUCUUAAAAACCAAAACACAAAAAAAGUGAGUGAAUAUAAAAGAAGGUGAGUUUUUUUUUUUAUCGCUAGCAACACUUACAGAUUAUAUAUGAAUAUCCAGUCAAUCAUUUCUAGGCGUCUUGUUUUUUUUAAUAAGUUUUUUAUUUGGAUUCCUCCACUUGUAAAACAACACUUCUGUUCUACUGCUGGAUCUUUUUUAUCCUGUGCUUUCUUGUUUGCUAUUUAGAAACCUGGCCCUGUUUCCUUCCCUUUGAGUUGUAAAUGAAUUUAAUCUCUUUGUUUUUCUUUCCUUGGCGAACUGAGGUCGUUUCUCUCUCUCUCCCUCUCUCUCUCUCUCUCUCUCUCUCAUCGCCUCCCUCCCCCCCUCUGGGCCUCCCCCUAUGUAUAUUUUUAUACUUCUUGUACUAUGCUGUAGUUUUGAAGUUUAGACCUCGUUUGUGGAAGUUGUUGAGGUAGAAACCAUCUAUGAAAGUUUUUUUUCAAACGCUUUUGAGCACAAGGAAAAGCAAGGGGGGAAAUGAACGAGGGCGGGUUCCAAAUGAAAUGAAAUAGAAUGAAAAGAAAGAGCGGGAACCGGAGUCGCUGUCUAGGGGGAAAAGAGAAAGAGCGACUGGAUGUGGUACUUUUGUGUUUUUUUUUUAAAGAGAGAAAAGACUGAAGAAGGAAUUGCACACUAAAGAAAAGAAAGAGCGCGAGAAGAGAUGGAAGAAGUCGGGGGGGAUGGGAGGUGAAUUGAGCGAUGAGAGAGAGAAGAAUCCCUGGGAAGGAUAGAGAGAGUGAAACAUUGACUGUGGCGGAAGAGAGGAGCCUUUCCUUUAAUGGAGUGCUGAGAAGGAGUGAUGGACCCUGGGAGGACGGAGGAAAGGAGCAGACACACAGCUGAAAUGGAUUUCAGGGGGGAACCUCACUGUGGAAUAAGGAGGAGAGAUUUCAUCUAAAACACACACACACACACACACACACACACACACACACACACACACACACACACACACACACACACACACACACACACACACACACACACACACACACACACACACACACACACACACACACACACACACACACACACACACACACACACACACACACACACACACACACACACACACACACACAUUGACAGAUAGACACACAUUCAAGAGAACAGACACAGACAAUUCUCUUUUCUCCGAAGGGAAAUGGCACGUUUCAAAUUCUCCCGAUUUCCCCCUUAAACAGCUUUAUGUAUCAGACACACUCUACACUGAUUAUAUCGACACAGACACACUGAGCCCUCUCACAUUCUCUUUCACUGUCAUAACACACACAUACAUGCCGUACAUGUAUACACCAAUUUCACACACACUCUCUCUCUGUCUGGCUCUCUCUGCAUCCCUCUCUCUGCCACACACACAGACACUGAUUGCUCCCAUGCGGCUCCCUAUUUCUGACACAGUCCUGGCUUUGAUACACACCUCUGUGUGUGACAGAAGGAUUAAAAGAGGGUGUGCGCGCCCUGUUUUUGUGCGUGUGUGUACGUGUUUAGCGAUACUCGUGGGGACCAAAGUUCCCACAAGAAUAGGAAACAAGCAAACAUUUGACCGACUGGGGACAUUUUGUUAGUCCCCAGGUUAGGGAAAAUAAGGUUUUUGAAUGGGACUGAAUUGUGUAUUCCCACAAGGUUAGUUAUACGAGACUGUGUUUGCAUGGGUGUUUUUCUGAAACCAGUUCCUGCCAUUCUCUUAGCCUGGUUAAUUAGUUUUCACACCCUCUUUCGAAGGCAAAGCUUUCUUCAAACGUGCCGUGUGUUAAGUUGUGCUGUAUCGGCGAGCUGCUCCUUAGUAUUGUUGAGUGUUAGACCCAGGACGCGUUCAAAACAGGCACAACGGCCUGCAAAUGCACACAUACGCUAAAAAAUAGCAGACAAUAGGUGCCGUGCCACACAUUGAAAUAUCCCUCGUGCUCAACAGGUGGAUGUUUGUUCCCAGAGCUUCACCCCACGCGUCUUUUUAUUCAUAUGCCCACCUGCUCAAAAAGCUUUAUUUGAAAUAUCGCUUUCAUCUCUUUGUUUUUUACUACGACACCUACUCUCUAUUCCACACCAUUUGUACGCUGUGUAAUCUGUUCCCAUUAUGCUUUUUGAACUUAGAAAGUGUUACGGAGAAUUUGACUAAUUAGGGUAAAUGUUUCACCCCAAUUUCUGUACCGCAGCAUCAGGAUCUUGGUAUUUAUGUACGUGGGAAUCUGUCUUGUCUCCUGUACAAAUACACGACCACCAGGAAUCCUGUAUCCCUUCAGAAACACGCUCAAAGCCAAACUACAAACGCUCUCUGAGUUCUGAAAUCCUCUGACACUCUAAAUGACAGUAUUUGACAAAGGUGGCUGCUGCCAUGGACAUAAACACUUGGAUAAACUUCCUGGACUUUGUGGAGUUGUGGAAUCCAAGUGUGGAAUCCCAAUGCUGCUCAUUCGCAAAAUGGUUCCUUCUCUCUCUCCUCUCCCUCUUCAUCCUGCUCUCCUCUUUUUUUUCACCGAGGAGAAUCUCCCUCCGGGACUCAAAGCUUGGGCUUUUUUGUUGUCAUGUCAGUCGGUGUUUUACUAAAAGGUUGUCUCUCUCUUUCACUGUUUGCUUUUGACUGUUUUCAAUGUGUUGGAUUUUUUCUCAUGGAUGCUUCUCAUGGAUCCUCAUUUCAAAAAGAGAGGUUUCUUGUUUUGUGAAAACGCACCCCCUCCCACCCCACCCCUCUGUUGGUGUGUGUGUGUGUGUGUGUGUGUGUGUGUGUGUGUGUGUGUGUGUGUGUGUGUGUGUGUGUGUGUGUGUGUGUGUGUGUGUGUGUGUGUGUGCGUGUGUGUGCGUGUGCGUGUGCGUGUGCGUGUGGUUCCUUGUCCCAAUAGCCAGCAGGUCGAGGCGACAGAGAGCCGGCUGGCUCUUGAAUGUGAUGUCUUGAGGCUUUUUGUAUUGGGACACCACUGUGUGAGAUGGGUUUGUGUCCACCUUCACUUUUCUGCUCCCCCCAUCCCUCCCGUCACUAUGACCUCCUCCUCCUCUCUUUCUCUCCUCCAACACACCUCUAAAGGGAGGAAAAAACUAGUACAUUCCUGCUUUGGAAAAAUGUUGAUUAAAAAAAUGUUUA
This is a messenger RNA of Oncorhynchus gorbuscha (pink salmon), 6219 nucleotides long. RefSeq names its product ephrin-B3b (gene efnb3b). The record is from RefSeq and is a predicted model, not a curated record. Lineage: Eukaryota; Metazoa; Chordata; Actinopteri; Salmoniformes; Salmonidae. Gene Ontology annotation, biological process: ephrin receptor signaling pathway; axon guidance. Gene Ontology annotation, cellular component: plasma membrane. Gene Ontology annotation, molecular function: ephrin receptor binding. Bases 1023 to 2084 code for a protein of 353 amino acids. The transcript is spliced from 5 exons.